CAACAAUGGAAUUGAAGUCUUUGCCAGUCACCUUGCUUUCUGGUUUCUGUGAUACCUCCAAAUAUGCAUUGAUUAAAAAAGUUGCUGAAAAUACCGACAAUUUGAAAGUACUCAUCUUUGCUUGUCAUUUGGAAAAGUUACAUUUGGAUGAAUCUAAGGUUGAAAAGAAGACUGAUGAACAAAUCACUUUGAAAAACAAGUGUUUAAUUGUCAAAUUGACUGAUCUUUUCUUUGAACAACUCAGUGAUCAUGUAUUGUCUAAGGAAUUUGAUUAUUGUCUUUUGGAAACUAAUACAUAUGACGAUCUUGAAGGAAUGAAGGAAAUGUUUUUAACUGAUUUGGAUGCUCAUGACGAAGAACACGAACACACUGAUGAGUGUGAACACUCCGAAACAACCAUGAAUCAGUUGGCUCCAAUUUCUAAUAUUGCCACUGUUGUUGAUGCUGCUACUAUUGUAAAUGAUAUUAGAACUGAAGAAACUCUUGUUGAUAGAUUUGGUGAAAAGGUACCAGGUGCUGAAAACAGACAUAUCCCAUUCUUGAUUGUUUCUCAAAUUGAAGAUGCUAAAAUCAUUGUUAUUAACAAUGCUGAAAAGGCCGAAAACAUUGAAGAAGUUCAAGCUUUAAUUAAAAAGAUUAAUGGAAAGGCCAAGGUCUUUACUGCCAAGAAUUGUGAUAUCAGUCCUAAGGAACUUUUCGGAACUGAACUCUUCUCAUUGACUGAUUCAAAGAGUCAAGUUCCAUCUUGGUUGAGCGAAAUUAAGGGUGAAAUUAAGUCUGAAACAAUUUCUGGCAUUUCAAGUUUUGUUUAUAGAAGAAGAAAGCCAUUCCAUACUGAAAAGAUUUACAAAUUCAUCUAUGGUAGCGACUACUUGAAUAAGGAAUCAGGAGUCAUUAGAAGUAGAGGUUUAAUUUGGUUAUGUACUAGAAAUGAUGACUGUUGUGAUUGGAAUCAUGUUGCUCAAAUUGCUGAAAUUACCAACGCUGGUAAAUUCUUUUCCUCAUUAGAUGAAGAAAUUAUUGCUGAUUUGGAACCAGAAAUGGUUGAAGAAUUAAAGGCCAAUUGUGAAGGACCACACGGAGAUAGAAGAUGUGACCUUCUCUUUAUUGGUAAGAAUAUGAACCAAAAGGAAAUUGAACAAAAGUUGGAUGAAUGCUUAAUUUCUGAUGAAGAUUUGGCUAAGGGCCCAACUCACUAUGAAACUAUGUGCGAAGAUGAAUUCCCUGAAUUUGAAGAGUUAGAUCAUUUACUUGAAGAUGUUUCUGAUGAUGAAGAAGAUGAAGAAGAAGAUAAGGAUGCUGAUAUUGACAUUACUUCGACUCCAAAGAGAAAGAGAAACGAUGACUCCUCAAAAGGUGCCAAAAAGACUAAGAAGGAUUAAAACUCGACUACGAACUAGGAUAGUAAAUUGUGUGUAACAAAUUACUAAAUCAUAAUUUCAUUUUUACAUUGUUAAAAUCUCUUAUCCUGAUAUUGU
Messenger RNA from Naegleria gruberi, 1478 nucleotides. RefSeq lists its product as uncharacterized. NCBI's taxonomy places the organism in Eukaryota, Heterolobosea, Eutetramitea, Acrasida, Naegleriidae. The record is from RefSeq and is a predicted model, not a curated record. The coding region runs from base 6 to 1382 and encodes 458 amino acids. The transcript has 2 exons.